CGUCUUUCUCCCUCCCCCAUCUCUUCUGCUGGUAACUCUCUUCCUUCCGUUCCUCUUCGGACCCCACUCACUGGAAAUAGUCCCUUCUCUUCCCAUGCAGGGCCACCAGACACGUCCAAUUCGCUGAGAUCAACUCGCCGAUGUGACCGACCUCAUCCCCCCUCCCCCAUUCGUGUCUCGAAUCGUUCGCCUCGAUCCCCAACCGGUGCCAUAAAGGGCCAUGACGCCCUCGCCGCCUGGUUCGCCGACGGGCGCAUCCCCGCGACCCUUGAGUGCCUUGAUGCGCACUCCGAGGAGUACCAGUCGCCUGAGUAUGAGCAGUAAACAAGGCAGUCGCGCCUCCGAUGAGGACAGCAAGACCGCCGUCAAAGUCGCCGUGCGCGUUCGCCCCCCCCUCAAGCCCGACGACCCCGGCUACGAGUUGGUCCCACAACGAUUCCAACGGUCCAUGGUCCACGUCACGGCGGCCACCAGCCUCGCCGUCGAUGUUCCCCAAGGCCGCAAACUCUUCGUCUUCGAUCGCGUUUUCCCCGAAACCGUGAACCAGGAUGGUGUGUGGGAAUACCUCUGUGAGAGCGUUCAUUCUUUCUUGCAGGGCUACAAUGUCUCCAUCCUGGCCUACGGGCAGUCGGGCGCCGGCAAGUCCUACACCAUGGGCACCUCGGGGCCCAGCGAACAGGGUGACCCCCAGUCGAGAGGCAUUAUUCCUCGCGCCGCCCAGCUGCUCUUCGACCGGUUAGAACCCCCCAAACAGAACCGUAACAGUUCGUCCGGCUUGCGCACGCCCGCCCGCUAUUCGGUCGGUUCCGCCGCCAGCCUCAACCGCGCCAGCGUCGACAAAUCCUGGCAGAUGAAGGCCACCUACGUCGAAAUCUACAACGAACAACUACGCGAUCUCCUCCUUCCCGAUUCCGUUCCCCAGUCCGAUCGCGGCUCCGUCUCCAUUCGCGAGGAUACUAAGGGUCGCAUCCUCCUCACUGGCCUCCACCAGGUCACCAUCAACUCCAUCGACGACCUCAUGGGUGCCCUCAGUUUCGGCUCCUCCAUCCGACAGACCGACUCCACCGCCAUCAACGCCAAGUCCUCGCGUUCUCACGCCGUCUUCAGUCUGAACCUGGUCCAGCGGAAGCCCGCCGGCGCCGGCGCCGCCGGCACCACCCCCCGCGACAAGCGCAUGUCCAUGCCCAUUGACGGUGCCUCCGGGGCGCCCGACGCCGCCACCGUCACCGUCGAGAGCAAGCUCCACUUUGUCGAUCUGGCUGGUAGCGAACGGCUGAAGAACACCGGCGCCUCGGGCGAGCGCGCCCGGGAGGGUAUCUCCAUCAACGCCGGCCUCGCCGCUCUGGGCAAAGUCAUCUCGCAGCUGUCCUCCCGCCAGGCUGGAGCCCACGUGUCCUACCGGGACUCCAAACUGACCCGCCUCCUCCAGGACUCCCUGGGGGGCAAUGCCUACACCUACAUGAUCGCAUGCGUCACCCCGGCCGAGUUCCACCUCAGCGAGACCCUCAACACCGUCCAAUACGCCCAGCGCGCCCGCGCCAUCCAGAGCAAGCCCCGCAUCCAGCAGGUCGCCGACGAGGGCGACAAGCAUGCCCUGAUCGAGCGCCUCAAGGCCGAAGUCAGCUUUUUGCGGCAGCAGCUGCGCCGCGCCGAGGCCAGUCCCGAUCGCCGCCGCGGCGACGGCCCCGCCCCGGAGCGCCCCGAGCGCGCCAACGACCGCGAGAUUGGCCUGCAGAACCAGCUGCUCGACGUCCAGGAGAGCUACAACGCCCUCAGUCAGCGCCACGCCCGCCUCAUGGCCGAGCUGGCCCGGGGGUCCGAGGGGGAGAAGACCCGAUCGGCCGAUGCCGCCGCCGCCGACCCCGCCCACGACGUCGGCCGCAGCUCCGUCGAGCGCCUGCAGCGCUCCCACUCCUUCGCCGAGUCCGUCGAGCAGGUCGUGCUCGAGUACGAGAAGACCAUCCAGAGCCUCGAGUCCUCCCUCUCCGACACCCGCGCCUCCCUGUCCCAGACUGAGAGCACCCUGCUCGAGCGCGAGACCACCUGCGCCUACGUCGAGGCCCUCAACACCCAGCUGCAGGCCCGUGUCCAGAAGUUCCAUGACCGCGAGUCCGGCACCGAGUCCUACCUGCACGAGCUCGAGUCCAAGCUCGAGGGCCACUCGUCCGGUGAGGAGCGCCACGCCGCCAUCGUCGCCGAGCUCCGCAAGGAGCUGACCCGCGCCCGCGACAGCGAGGCCCACUGUGAGGACUACAUCUCCACCCUCGAGGAGCGUCUGGCCGAGGCCGAUCAGGACAUGGAGCUCUUGCAGCGCGAGGUCGAUCGCCUGGAGCACGUCGUCGAUCGCCAGCGCAGCCUCGGCAAGCUGGACAGCCUUCUCUACGAGCUCGACCACGUUCAGAACGCCGCGCCCGAGGGCCGCGCCGCAUCGCCCGAGGCGCGGACAAUCCCCCCCGUCCGAGCCACGGCCACCGGGCCCCCUACACGGAACCGCGCCCCCUCCCUCGAGGUUCUCACCGAGGCCGUCGAGACCGCCAUUCCGGACUCCGACGAGGGCCUGGUGGAUCCGAUCCCCGCCACCAUUGAGGAGGAGGCGGAGGAGACGGCGGCGGCGGUCCCCGCCGCCGUCGUCCCCACGACCGACGACGACGAUCUCCAGGUGCUGGAGCGCGCCACCAGCCGCCUGGCGUCGUCGCCCCCUCCCGCCGAUCGGAUGGCGCUCUCGGCCCCCAAGCCCCCCAGUCCCACUCCGUCCGGUGUCGUGGCCGACAAGCUGGAGACCGUGUCGCGAGAACUCCUGGAUCUGCGCCUCCAGCACGAGACCACCCUGACCGACUACGAGCUCCUCGAGGCGAAGUACGAGGACGCCCUGAAGACCAUGGCCGCCCUGCGGCAGGACGCCGCCGACGAGGCCCGUCACGCCGCGGCCCCAGGGCCGGAUCCAGUCUCCCCAGCCACCACCACCGCCACGCCCCCGCCCCCUGCCACCACCGCCUCCUCCCGCCCGGUGUCUUUUUUAGAGGAGCCCGGGGCCCCCGGCGACUCGCAGAGUGGCACACGACGCUCAUUCUCGCAGUCACUGUCCUCGGAAUUGUCCUUGGCCGGGGAGCCUGCGCCGUCGCGCGAUUCCUCCUCUGACGGCCAGACGGAGCCCACGGAGGUGACGGGGACCUCGACCCGCGGCCUCGCCGGCGGCGAUGACCCCGAUGCGCUCGCGCGGAUGCGCAAGCUGCUCGGGGAGCACGAGGAGGGCCUCGGCCUCAUGGCCCAGCGGUACGCCGCGCUGCAGGCUGAGCACGAGGACACCCUGAGCCUCAUCGAGUCCCUCAAGACCGAACUCCAGCGACCAAAGUCCACGUCGCCCCCGACCACCCCGGGUUUCAAGACCCCCAUGAUCCGCCGCAAGACGAGCACCAGCCUGAUAUCCACCGUCGAUCGCGCCCACCGCUCCCUGACCUCCAUGCGUGCCAUCGCCACGGAGGAGUUUGGCGACCGCCCCGACGCGCGACAGAACUUUGAGGUUCACUUGGACGCCGCCAUGCACGAGCUGCAGAGCCGCGUCGAGCGCAUCCAGUCCCUCGAGGCCGAGAACCAGAGCGUGCGGAAGGAGAUGGAGAUGAAGUCCACCAUCAUCUCGGGGCUGACCCGCGAGCGGACCAGUCUGCAGGCCGGCGGCUCCUCCGUUGACCCGACCUUCCUCGCCCAGCUCCGCGACCAGAUCGUGCAGCAGGAGACCCUCAUCACCCAGAUGACCGAGGCCCACGCCGCCCGGGAGCAGCAGCUCCGGGACGAGAUCACGCAGCUCCAAAGCCUCCUCCAGACGCAGGAGGCGGCGGCUCGGUCGCACGACGUCGGCGCCGAGGAGCAGGAUCGCAAGAUCGGCGGCCUGGAGGGCGAACUCGCCGAGUGGCAGGGCAAGCACGCGGACGCCGUGCGGUCCCUGGAGGCGUCCGAACGCCAGUUGAGCGGCACCCUGCAGGACCUGGAUCGCGCUCUGGCCGACGUGGACGCGCUGCGCGGCGACCGCACCGCCGCGGGCGACGAGCUGGCCGGCAAGGAGGCCGCUGCCCGCGAGCUCGACGAGGAGCGGCGGGGGCAGGAGGCGCGCGUGGCCGAGUUGCAGCUAACCAUCACGACGCUCACGGCCCAGGUAACGGCCCGGGACGAGUCGCACGAGGCCGCCCAGCGCGAGCUGGCGGACCUCCGCGCGGCCCAGGGCGACCAGACGGCCGCGGCCGGCGACGCGUCCCAGUCUCGCAUCACCGAGUUGGAACGCGAGAUCGAGGCCCAGCGCUCGGCCUCCGAUGACGCCCACCGGACGGAGCUGGCGUCCCUGCAGGAGUCGCACCGCCAGGAGCUCGUCGAGUUGGAGACGCGGACCCAGGCGGCAGCGCAGGCCAAGCACGAGGCGCAACUGUCGGAGAAGGACGCGGCGCACGACGAGGCUCUGCAGGCGCUGCGGUCGGAGAUCGCCGCAUCGCGCGCGGAGCUCGCGAAGCUGCUGGGCAUGGUCGGCGGGCUGCUGAACGCUGACGUCACCGCCGACAACCUGGCGGACCAGCUGCAGGACAUUGUGGCGCAGAAGCAGCGCUUCUCCGACCAGUACGCUGAGAUGCUGGAGAUCAACGACGAUCUGCGGCAGCAGCUGGCGGCCCGGGGUGAGGACGCUGACCGGCUGGACGCGCUCACGCAGAGCAACGCGGACAAGGAGGCCAAGGUGACCGAGCUGGCGCUGCUGGUGGCCACGCUGGAGGACACGCUCCGGCAGAAGGACGACCAGGUGAAGAAGAAGGAGACGCUACUGGAGGCCGCCACGACCGAGAAGGACAAGAGCGCGCGGCUGGUGGAGGAGCUGGAGGACCAGAUCACCAACAGCUUCGACCAGCACCACAACCGUCUCUCCCUGAUCCAGCAGGAGCGCGAGCAAGCGCUCAUCCAGGCCAACGCCAAGAUCGGCACCUACGAGAAGGAGAUUGAAACGUAUCGGGUGCGCAUUGAGCAGUUGGAGCUCCAAAUCAAGAACACGGCGCCGGAUGUAUCCCACGACCGCAGCAGCUCGCUGACGUCGAACCUGCGGAAGAGCUCGUCGGCCGCCUCACUCCCCUCCCCCCCGCCGGCCAUCCCACUGCCGCCGCUGCCGACGAUCGCGGCCGGCACCAACGGCAGCAGCAGCGUGUCGCCGCCCAGCUCGCGCCACGCCAGCAAGGAGAUCGUCAACGUCAACAGCCAGCUGGUGGAGGACCAGGAGGCGCGCAUCCGGACGAUGGAGAAGCACCUGCACGCGGAGAAGCAGCUGACGGCGACGCUGGAAGAAGCGCUCGGGGACCUCGAAGCGCAGAGCAACAAGGUCAAGUCGGACAGCGAGGCCUGGAAGAAGAAGGCCUGGCAGCUGGAGGACGAGCUGAGCACGCUGCGCAAGGAGCGCAACUCACAGCGCCUGUCGCUGCAAGCCGUCGAAGAGGAGCGGAGUGCGCGACGCGAGGCCGAGGCCGCUCGGGCGCAGCUGGAGGAGCGGAUGAACGCUCUGAACAAGAAGAAGAAGAAGAGUACCCUGAAUUGUUUCUAAAAGUUGAGCGUCGCCCUGUCUUCUGUCCCUUCCCUCCUAGUUUUCUCCCUUUUUUUUU
Aspergillus candidus is the source of this 5624-nucleotide messenger RNA. Its product is annotated as kinesin family protein. The record is from RefSeq and is a predicted model, not a curated record. Gene Ontology annotation, molecular function: microtubule binding; ATP binding; microtubule motor activity. Gene Ontology annotation, biological process: mitotic spindle organization; microtubule-based movement. Bases 221 to 5566 code for a protein of 1781 amino acids. The transcript has 5 exons. NCBI's taxonomy places the organism in Eukaryota, Fungi, Ascomycota, Eurotiomycetes, Eurotiales, Aspergillaceae.